Dovyalis caffra is the source of this 840-nucleotide messenger RNA. Lineage: Eukaryota; Viridiplantae; Streptophyta; Magnoliopsida; Malpighiales; Salicaceae. The record is from the annotation of a GenBank genome assembly.
AUGGUUCAACAAACGAUAGAUUCAAAAUUCAGCGAGUAUGGGCUCGGCAAUACUGAUACUAACUUGUCCGCACACGAUAAGCAAUUUCCACUUGUUGUAAAGAAGACAGCAUUAAGAGAUGUGCAGAAUGAAAAUAGAAUUCCCAAAUCUGUAGGAAAUUCUCCAUUAUCAAAGAAUGGAGGACAGACUAUGAACAGCAUUAAGGUUUCUGGAGUCAAGAGACCCUCGUCUGAGGGCCUGAUGAGAUCUCCAGUUCCACGUUAUGAAUCUUCAACUAGUGGUGCCCCAAAUUCUCAUCUUGUUUAUGUCCGUAGGAAAUCUGAAGCAGAAAUAGGCAAGCUUGGUCAUCCAGAGGAGACUGAUCAACCAAACCCCUCCCAGAUAAAGGAUUCAACAGUCUCUUCGUUUCCCGCAUUGUCACCUAUGCCUGUGGCUCCCCCAAUAAGUUCAUCUGGAAAACCUUCAGUUCCUCUUCCUCUUGGACAGUCUAGCACAAGGUUUGCAACAGUAGAAUCCAGUUAUCAUCCUGUUCAUUCUUCUGUCCCUUCAUCUAAUCCAAAGGCAGAGAGAAAUAUGGAUUGGGAAGAGCGAUAUCAUCAAUUGCAGACGUUAUUGAAGAAAUUAGAUGAAUCGGAUCAAGAGGAAUAUGUCCAGAUGCUUCGGUCAGUUUCGUCAGUUGAGCUUAGCAGACAUGCUAUUGAGUUGGAAAAGAGAUCAAUUCAGCUUUCACUGGAGGAAGCGAAGGAGGUGCAAUGUGUUUCGAUUUUAAAUGUCUUGGGGAAAUCCUUGAAGAAUUUUAAAGCACUACCCUCAAUUCAGCAAAACCAGUCAGAGAAAUGA